CCUCAACUUUUCCUUUUCCAAUUGGCAUUGAUUUUCAGAAAGCAAAGGAAUCAAAACCCUUUCCUGCAACUGCAACACCAAAUCAUCAUUUUCGUCACAAAACCAUUCUCUUUCCCCCUUUUUUUUUUUCUUCUCUCUUCUCACUUCAGUACCCAAUAGACCCAAAUUAUCACCUAAACUAAAACACUAACAUGUACAUACCCCUCGCCUCAUCCAUAUCUCUUCCGCAAAAACCAAACUUUCCCUUGAUUUUAGGAAUCUCAUAAAACUUCAAAAUCACAACAACAACAACAACAACAACAAAAAACCCGAUGUUGUUGGUGCUCUCAUGAAAUCCCCUCUAAUCUCUUAUUUUCAAAAGUUCAAAAAAAUGGAAUCUUUAUCCUCCACUCUCAACUUCUUCUUCACACUUGAACACAGCAAAGACCAACUUUAUUGAGAGUCACACACACACAAGUUAAGCCAUUCAUUAAAUGGAGAUUCAGCAGCAGAGUGUGAAGCAGCUCAUGGUUCACCAUAACACACCCAAGAAAUUAUGGUUUUCACACAAAGGAGCGAAAGAAUCAGAGAAAUUUUCAGAACCAAUCAACGGUACUCCUCCAAGGCUGAGAUGGAAGAAGAUCUUCUUCCACCAUCAAAGGUCACCACCACCACCAUCUUCAAAACCCAACAAAACCCAAAACCCCCCUGAAGAGUUCCUCUGCCCCAUUUCAGGUUCUCUCAUGGAAGACCCCGUGAUCGUUUCCUCAGGCCACUCCUUCGACCGUUCCUCCGUUCAAGCCUGCAAAAAUCUCAACUUUACACCUCAACUCUCCGAUGGAACCAUGCCCGAUUUCUCCACCGUGAUCCCCAACCUCGCCCUCAAAUCCUCCAUUCUCAAAUGGUGCCAGACCACAACCUUUUCACUCCCACACAAUCCGACCACCUCUGCAGAGAACCUCGUACGAACCUUAAUGGUUUCGAAGAAACCAGACACAAACGUAGGUGCCGUCGAGGCUUCGGAGAAAAAGUUGAUGAUUGAAGGAGUGAAGGAAAACCCACCAUUGGAAUUCUUCAACCAUGCAGAAACCGAAGUCCCUAUUCGACAAACACACUUGUAUUCGAGUUCAUCCGAGGAAUCCAUAGCCACAGCUUCAACCUCAGCUUCAACCCCACCUCUUCAACUCUCAACUCGACCCAGUUGCUGCUCCUCUUCUUCACCUUCACCUUCUUCCUCAGAAAUCGAACCUUCAACAACAACAACAACAAUUACACCUGAAGAAGAAGAAAUCAUGGCAAAACUAAGAAACCCACAAGUUUUCAUAAUCGAAGAAGCACUGGUUUCGCUGAGAAAAAUAACAAGAACAAAAGAAGAAAGAAGGGUUCAACUUUGCACAACCAAGUUACUCUCUUCUCUACGUUCCCUAAUUGUGUCAAAGUACACCAACGUUCAGGUCAACGCUCUCGCUUCAGUGGUCAACCUCUCGUUGGAGAAGAUGAACAAGGUGAAGAUCGUGCGGUCAGGGAUCGUUCCACCGUUGAUCGAUGUUUUGAAGUGUGGAUCCUCUGAGGCACAGGAACACGCUUCCGGUGCACUCUUCAGUUUGGCACUCGACGACGACAACAAAACCGCCAUUGGAGUUCUCGGUGCUCUUUCGCCGUUGAUUCACAUGCUCCGAUCCGAGAGCGAGCGAACUCGCCAUGACUCGGCCUUGGCGCUUUAUCAUUUGUCUUUGGUGCAGAGCAACCGGGCCAAGAUGGUUAAACUCGGGUCGGUUCCUGUUCUUUUGGGCAUGGUUAAGUCGGGUCAUAUGACGGGUCGGAUCCUGUUAAUAUUGGGUAAUUUGGGUCACGGGUCGGAUGGGCGGGCUGCAAUGUUGGAUGCGGGUGCGGUUGAAUGCUUGGUGGGGCUGUUGAGUAGGACCGAGUUGGGGUCCGGGUCGACUCGGGAGAGUUGUGUGGCGGUUAUGUAUGCACUGAGUCACGGCGGGUUGAGGUUUAAGGCGGUGGCUAAGGCGGCCGGAGUGGUGGAAGUGAUGCAAAAGGUGGAGAAGAUGGGGAGUGAGAGGGCUAAGGAGAAGGUGAGAAGGAUAUUGGAGAUGAUGAGAGGUAAGGAUAAAGAAGAGGAGGAUGUGGAUUGGGAGGAGCUACUUGACUCGGGGUUGGGUCAUCGAACUCGGGGUCGACUCAGUAGUGGGUUGGACGAGUCCACUUCUAACUCGGUCUGAGUUUUGAGUAUAGUUAAAAAAAAUUUCCUUUUUACUGUAAUUAGUAGUUUUUGUCUUUCUACACAAUGCUUGGUAGAAAUUCACUUGGUUCUCAUGCUGCUUUGUUUUUUAUUUUGGAAUUGGAAAUUGGAAAUACUUUUUUUUUUUUUAAUCUUUUUGUGGGUUUAGAGGGAUGAAAAUAACAGUGGAUUUUCAGCUGAAAUGUGGUUGUGAGAAUUAAUUGUUGAUUAGAUUUAUGUAGCAGGGGAAAUGAAGAAGGGUGAUGACCUUGUUGAUGGAAUAAUCGAAAGAGAAUGACUAUAAAGUUGAAGAUUUUUGUUGCAGAAAGUGCUGAGGGUGUGAUGGUGUAUAUGCUUAUGCUACCACUUUAUUCCCUUUCAUUUACAGACUCAUUGGUGUAUAGAGCUGGUUAUGUUCCCUUUUUUGGUUUUGCCUUUUCUUUUUCUCUCU
Messenger RNA from Gastrolobium bilobum, 2657 nucleotides. Its product is annotated as U-box domain-containing protein 40-like. The record is from RefSeq and is a predicted model, not a curated record. Gene Ontology annotation, cellular component: cytoplasm; nucleus. The transcript has a single exon. Gene Ontology annotation, molecular function: protein binding; ubiquitin-protein transferase activity. Gene Ontology annotation, biological process: protein ubiquitination. The coding region runs from base 474 to 2207 and encodes 577 amino acids. Lineage: Eukaryota; Viridiplantae; Streptophyta; Magnoliopsida; Fabales; Fabaceae.